Aspergillus homomorphus CBS 101889 is the source of this 1675-nucleotide messenger RNA. RefSeq names its product transcription factor SPN1. The record is from RefSeq and is a predicted model, not a curated record. Gene Ontology annotation, cellular component: nucleus. Gene Ontology annotation, biological process: poly(A)+ mRNA export from nucleus. Lineage: Eukaryota; Fungi; Ascomycota; Eurotiomycetes; Eurotiales; Aspergillaceae. The transcript is spliced from 4 exons. Bases 251 to 1621 code for a protein of 456 amino acids.
CUUUCAUCCACGGUUUCAUUUGUGUGGUCGUCUGUUCGUUACUUUCCGUGACUAUCUGUGUUACUGACAAGGGGGGAAAGAUCCGAGAGCGAUAUUUGGGAAAGAACACCUCCCUUCCACCUGAGCUGCCUCAGGGUCGAGACGAACACAACAUCACUACACCAUCACCAUCACAUCUCCUCCCUAAACUCCAACCAACAACAACACUUAAACUCCCCCACCGACCGCUAUCACAUCCAUAACAGUCAAAAUGUCCGAACUCAACAGCCCAGAACACCGACCCGCCUCGCCCGUCGUCGACGACGAACCCGCCCGGGCUCCCACCCCCGACGCUGGCGCCGGCUCCGACGAGCACAUCCAUAACGAAGCGGCGGCCGCCGAGGAGAGCGAUGGCAACAACAACCAGAGCCGUGAUGACGUCUCGGAGCAAGAAGACAACGACAACGACGGCGCCAACGACUCAGACGACGAGUCGAUCCUCUCGGAAGUCGACGAGGCGCAGUUCGAGGACUUCGACCCGGAGAACGUCGACAUCGAGGACCGCCCGCAGCUCGCCAUUGACGAGGACAACCUGAAAUUGAUCGGACGGCACAAGCGCAAGCGCACCGACGGGGGCGAGGGCGAGGGGCGGUCGAUGCGGAAGCGCGAGGGUCGGCGCGAGAAGAAGAGUCGGCGCAUGCGGGAGCUGGAGGAGGGGGGUGGUGGGAGUGAUGAGGAGGGGGGUGGGAAGGCUGGCGGUCGGCGGAGGGGCGCGACUAAGAAGAAAGAGGUUCCGCUUGAGGAUGAUGAGACGUUGGAUCCGGCUACGAGACGGAGGAGAGCGCUCGAUCGUGCUAUGGAUGAGGCGAUGAAGAAGCCGACUAAAAGGCGGUUUCGCAAGGCGGAUGGCAUUGAUUUGGAACAAAUGGCCGAUGCUGAGAUUGAAGAUAUGCGCAAACGCAUGACCCACGCCGCGCAGUUGGAUGCCAUCAACCGUCGCGAAGGCAAGCCUGCGAUGCACAAACUCAAGAUGCUCCCCGAGGUCGUCUCGUUGCUGAACCGCAACCAAUACGUCAACAGUCUGGUCGAUCCCGAAAUCAACCUGCUGGAAGCCGUCAAGUUCUUCCUCGAGCCGCUGGACGACGGGUCGCUGCCCGCUUACAACAUCCAGCGCGAUCUGAUGACGGCGCUGGGUAAGCUGCCCAUCAACAAGGAGGCAUUGAUCGCCAGCGGCGUCGGCAAAGUGGUCGUGUUCUACACGCGCAGCAAGCGGCCGGAGCCGGGCAUCAAGCGCAUGGCGGAGCGCUUGUUGGCUGAGUGGACGCGCCCGAUCCUGCAGCGCAGCGACGAUUACUCCAAGCGGGUGUACCAGGAGGCUGCUUUUGAUCCUACUCAACUGAGCACAACUCGCACCAAAUCGGCGCAGACGACAGUGGCGGAGGCGCGCGCGCGCGAAAUGCUGCCGCCGCGACUGGCGAACCGGGCGCGGGCGGACCUCACGCAUACGAGUUACACGGUGGUGCCGCGACCGACGAUGGUGCAAGAGAGCAAAUUCGCGCGACCUUUGGGCGCCAGCGGCGAGGAUCGGUUCCGGAAGAUGCGGGCGCGACAGAUUGCGGCGGCCAAGGGAUCGCGGCGGUAGGCGAAAGUGGUUUAUUUCGUAGUUGGCUGCAUAUCUUUUUUUUUUUUUUUUUUU